This is a messenger RNA of Megachile rotundata (alfalfa leafcutting bee), 7284 nucleotides long. RefSeq names its product FERM domain containing (gene Frmd5). Gene Ontology annotation, biological process: actomyosin structure organization. NCBI's taxonomy places the organism in Eukaryota, Metazoa, Arthropoda, Insecta, Hymenoptera, Megachilidae. Gene Ontology annotation, cellular component: cytoskeleton. The record is from RefSeq and is a predicted model, not a curated record. Gene Ontology annotation, molecular function: cytoskeletal protein binding.
GCGUGUGCGUGCAUGCACAUAUAGGACUAGGUCGAAGAUUUCUUCACGUAACACGACCACGUGCACUUAUUGACAAAGAUAGUUACUUUCUGAAAUUAAUCAGAUAUACAGGGUGUCUUCAAACAAUUGUGCCAUUCACUUUUGGAAUUAUAAUUAUGUUCUCUUCUCCUAAUUUUCAAGGGAUUGUGCACAUAUAUUGGCGGAUUUAGUUUUCAAAAGAUCCGAAGCAUUACAAAUUUUCCUGCACAUACAAAAGCGAAAUAUAUAUUAUAUGGAAACAUUCAUAAAUCUUUAGAUAUUUAUAUUUUUGCAGUCCAACAUUCAAUAUUCAUAUAUCCUAAUAUUCAUGAAUAUCCAUAUUUCCAGACACCAGAAUCCCUAGAUUCCUGUAUUCCAUGACCCUUGUACCCUUUGACCCUAUAUUUCUAUUUAUUUAAUUCCUAGAUAUUUGGAUUAGUGUAUGCCUAUAUAAAAAAAAAUCAGGAAGAUGAAACUAUUCAUAAAGAGAAACAAUUCAUAUUCUGUUUUCAUUAUAUAAAAUAAAUCAAAUGAUAUAUUAAAUUCAUAUUGUUCCAUAAAAGUUGUAUAUGACCUAACGUAAUCAUUUCCAUUGCCUCUGCGUAAAUUCAGAACUGCAUAAAUAUGAGGCAUUUACUUUAAAUUAUAAUUUAUGUCAAAUUUGACAGCAUUUGCAUGUAAAUGUAAUAAAUCUUCAGAGUCAUUCUCCUCUACCUAUAAUCUUGUUCCUUAUAUAAGACAUUGCUAAUUAAUGAUGUAUGCAAUGACAUUGCCAUUUUUAUUUGGAGUAAGUGUAAUGCUUGCGUUUUAAUAGAUGGUGACCUUAUGGAAGGCAGUGACAAGGUCCAUUCUGACUUGUACGUAUCUUUUGUUCGAGGCAAAUGCAUCACGAAUAUUAUACAAACAGAAGCAAAGUUAAUGCAAGAAUUUACAAAGUAAACCACAACAUAAGGGAAGGUUUAUCCUCGAAUAUGUAUGCAAACAACUCAAUAUUUUGGAAACGGAUUAUUUUGGACUUCGUUACGUGGAUCACUGUAGGCAGAGGACCAUCCAAAUAAGCUGUUGAUGUAUCUUCAUUUUGUAUUUCAUAACCAGGGUCAUGAUGGUGUGUAUGGAUGUGAAGACAUCACUGCAUUGGUUAGACUUGGCAAAAACAGCAAUUAAACAAGUUAAAGACAUGGACCCGAUUCUGUUUAGCUUUCGCGUGAAAUUCUAUCCACCGGAUCCUCUGAGGCUAAAGGAAGAAAUAACUAGGUAUCAAAUUUACCAGCAGCUGAAAAGGGACCUCCUUCAUGGACGACUUUAUUGCAGUCCGGGUGAAGCUGCGCUGCUGGCAGCGUGCAUCGUGCAAAGUGAAUUAGGGGACUAUGAUCCUGAAAUUCAUGAAGGGAACUAUAUUUCCGAGCACAAAUUAUUACUUAAGCAAACAGAGGCUAUUGAAGAAAAGGCUAUGGAACUGCAUCAAACGCAAUUAAAGGGGUUCACAUCAGAACAAGCAGAAACUCAUUUUCUUAGAUUAGCUUCACAAUUGGAUACAUAUGCUGUUGAUCCACAUCCAGUUAAGGACCAGAAAGGUGCACAACUAUAUCUUGGCAUAAACCAUUGUGGGAUUUUAACGUUUCAAGGAUCCCGAAAAACACAUCAUUUCCGCUGGCCGGAUGUGCAGAAAAUCAACUACGAAGGAAAAAUGUUUAUUGUACAUUUAACGAUAAGCGAGGACGUGAGAACGAAGAAAAAGCACACUGUUGGGUUUAAGUGUCCCACGGGAUCGAACUGUCGCCACGUAUGGAGAUGCGCCAUCGAGCAAAUGUUAUUUUUCACAUUACCCAGAGCGUCAGACGCACCGGUUGUAAGCGGUGGAUCUAUAUUCUCAUGGGGUACAAAGUUCAAAUAUACCGGAAGAACUGAAAAGGAAGUGUUGGAAGAAACGGGUCCACUACGAAAAGAAGAACCACCUAUACAACGUUGUCAAACUACGUGUCUUAGAAGAAAAGCUAGCAGUGUACCAGCCACUCCAAGUACACCUAGCCAAGAUCUCGUUGAAAUAAGAUACUCCAGUUUACCACGUAGCUGUCAUAGUGCAGGUUUAGAUGGAGCUGGAAUGUCAGAAAGCAGCACCGGUAUUCCAUUUAGUUCACCUUAUUGUCCAGAUAAUACUUUACCACCUCUGGAAACAGUAUCAGAGGACCAAGAAAUUCAUGCUAGGAGAAACAAUGCUGUAGACGAAAACGAUACGCAUGCGAGUGCCACCCACAACACCACAACCACCACCAUUACCACUACUACCACCACCACCACCUCGAACACCAUCACAAAUCGUGCGAAAGUUAGAUUGAAAUAUCCAAAGAGCACGUUGAAUCGACCUCAACCGUUGUACAGUCAAAAAAUAGUGAUAAGCUCGGAGGAGUUAGUUGGCCGUAACAUCGAUAACAUCGUCAGACAGCGAAUAAAUGCUCUUGAAAAGAGCCCCAAGGUGGUCAGAUCGACCGCAUUGAUUAUAAAGAGCUCAAAAGUGUCGGCAAACUCGUUGAAAGCUGGUAAAGAAACCGCGAAUGAGACGUAUAUAUUCCCGGCAACCGAUCCAGGAACGUUCGUCACGACGGUAAUAGAAAGUCCUUCCGACUUUAGCAACGGUAAGAUGAUAUUGCACAGGUCUAACGAGCAGGUAAGCAUACUCGCUCGUCGGGAGCAUGAGGUAUCGUGGCACAGCACGACUGCGAUGACCAGAACGGCAAAUGGUUGCGUUUCCAUGCUGAGAAAUGAUCGAGGAGACAUUAGAAAUGGAGUCAGAACCACGAAAUCUCAGGAAAUAACAGGUAAAUUAGUCGGUCAACACGAGGGCGAUACAAACGAUUACUACUUUAGGGAUUCUUUUGAUCAUUCUUCGUCCGAAAGUCAACUACUGGACACAUCCGGCAAACCUCACAGUCGUUCGGUAACGCCAGUACCAAAAAUGCAGAAACUUCAAAAUUCGAAACUGUGUCUUCAACAACAACAGCAGCAGCAACAGCGGCAUCAACAACAACAGCCUCAACAACAUCAACAUCAACGGCAAUCACCUAGUCAACGUUAUGAUAGCAGAUUGAAGUACAAAAGUUUUCGAGUAGCGAGGCUUUUCAUUCCAGCUUUUAUGCUUACGAUCACGGUUCUGUUCAUUGUGAUCGUCCUGGUGUUCGAAACAGACACGACGCUUUUCAAUAGCCUGCGCAAGACGCCAGAAAUGGUGGCCUUAAAGAACCAAUAUUAUGUCCCCAUCAAGGAGUUUCUGAGGACAAAGCUCGGCCUAUUUUGAUGCGACCUGAUGAUGACCGAGCUAAGGUCGUCCUUUGUCGCUAAUUAGCUCCCUUCAGUGCCAAGUCGAGAAGAUGCUCUUGCCGAAAUCAAGAAACGAGCGAGUUUCUAAUGCCGCGUUCUUAUUUCUUCUAUAAAUUUAUCGGAGAAUUUGUUUUUCCUUGCGUUUAUACUGGAAAAGUACAUAGGAGUACUUAUAACAAAGAAAGUACCUUUGAUUAAUUCAUUCUUUAUUUUGAGUUAUUUAAUCUUUUCAGGGAUGAAUUUAUUAACCUUCAGAGUAUCAAAGGGGUUACUUUAUACCCAUCAUGUUACUACUGUGAGGGUUAGUCAUAAAAAAAGGUUGUCAUUAUCUGUCAUAAAUAUGUCUGUAUUUAUAGUAAUAUUUACAACUUUGCCAAACACAAAGAAUUUGUACUUAUGCAUGUGUCAGUGUCCCUGAAGAGGUUAUAGACAGAACACUCUAGCAGGUAGAAAAUUGUUUAAACUCUGUAAUUUUUAAUUCACCAAUUUUGGUUGUUGUAAAUUAAGAAACUUUAAGAUUUAAGUGGAGGGAGAUAGACCACUUUUAUAUCUAUUAUAAAUCAAACUCGGAGUAAUUUUUAAUUUCCUGAGACUUUAAUUCUGUGGCCAUUUUAAAAUAGAAAAUACUUGUUUAUUGGUACUGUUUAAUGCAGGAUUAUUUUCAGUAUUGAGUAUUUUUUAAGAUUUUAAUGAGUCUAAUAAUUCAAAUGAAGGUUUUCUAACCUGAUAAAGUGUUCAGUCAUAUAAAGUGUAAAAUAUUUGAUACAUUUGCUAUCAAAUAAUCAAGUCAUUUAUGUUACAGCAUUUGUAGGUUGCGUGCAAUUUUGUAAAUUGUAGUAUCUCAAUCGAGUUUGUUUAAUAACCUGGAAUGAAAGUCAGUUUUUAAAUGUUAGAUAGCAAAUGUUGCAAAUCAGGAAGAUUACAUAAAGUAGGUCAUUUGCAAGUACAUUUUGAAUUAAGUAAUAGAACAUGAGAAGAAAUAUUAGCUAGCUUAUUGCACAAGACACCUUCACAUUCCAUUCAACAUAAAAUGUAUUAUUUGAACUCCAAGUUUUUAAUUAUUAAGCCGUCUUGUCAUCGGGAUCACUGUAUUUUCUAUUGUAUAAAAGUUUCAUAUUUUUUAAGAAGCUUGAAAUUGUUGAAUAAACGCUUAAGAUGUCAUUUAAUUCGCUUCAAUGACUGUUCUUUAUUCACCAUGUAUUCAUAAAAUCAAUUUAAUCAACAUCCAUGCUUAUCCAGGGAAUCUUUUAUUUUAUUAAACAUAUCACUUAUUAAGUUGAACACUUUAUUUAAUUACACGUUUGUAAAAUAUUAGAAAAUACAGUGAUUAGUUUGAACGCGUAUAUCAAAUUCAGCAUGUGCAAUUUUUAAUAAUCCAUGGUUUAUAAGUCAUUUAUUUUCUGGCAAUACUAAGUAACAAAUAUUUCUGGCAAUACUUCAAUAUAUCUUAGGUACAAUUGUAUCUGACAAGUGAUAUUUAAUCAACGUCUAUAGAUCAAUUUGUUAUAUUUUUAUUCUAACAUUACUGUGAUGAAUAUUUUCUAUGAAGUACGAAUUAAGAGAAAAACAAUAUACUUCCUGACAUUUUGUGUUUGGCAUGCGACAAACACAUACCACAAACCAAUACUCAUUACAAUAUCAGAUCUAUUAUCAUUUUUCGUUUCAUUUCUAUAAGGAUGAUUCGCCUAACAUUAAAAUAUAAAAGUUUUUUUUAGUGAAGUCUGAAAAUAUUCAAGAAAAGCAAUAUUGGUUCAUUUGAAGUAAUAAAAAAUAGUUUUUCUCAAACUCUACUUAAGGAGAGUUCAAAAUUAUUAAUAUUUUUAUUUUAAAUAAAAUAAUGUACUUCUAUCGUUAGAAUAGAAAGAUAAAUGCAGCGAACGAAUAUCGUUAAAUGAUUUUUUAGUGAAAAAUUAUGUCCAUCGCUUAGAAUGUGUACAUAAAUCAAUUUAUUUGUAUUGUACAAAUUUAGGUUAAUAUACAAGAAAACAGGAUAAUUAAAAUCUAAAAUUUUGUUUUGUUUAUAAGUAUUUAUACACCGCCAAAAGGAAAUACAUUGUUUAUUUUAAGUUUUAAUGUUAAGUGACUCUUCCUGUAUAUAGCCAUAAAGAUGGAUGCAUCUUGUAAGAUUGAUCUGAAAACCAUUGGGUCGCUUCCACAAAUUAUACAGUUAAAUUUUAGAAAGAUUAUCGAACAGAGUAAUCUGUUAUAGAUUUAAGUAUGCCUAAAAUAAAAUCAAUCUGUUUUUUAUAUUGAAUAUGUAAGGACAUCCAUCAAUGUGAUGGAGCUUUUUGCAUAAAAGUAUAACUUUUGGUUAUUGUUAGCAUAUUAUUGUUGAUAAUUCACCAUUUAUUAAUAUCUAUAAUACAUUAGAGUACAGCGUAGGUUUUUUUUUAUUACUGAUAAGUAUAAAAGGAGGAACCAUUUACCUUCAGUUAUAAAAGACCCAGGAAGAAUUCUUCCAUAAUUGAAGGCAAGUAGUACGAGGCUUCCCUUUUUACGCUUAUCCUCAAUUAUAUCUUUUCUAUUAAAUUUUAUAAUUUUUUAUCAAAUUUAGAAGAUUGAAAUUUCUUUAAUCAAUACAGUAUUUGUUUAAAAAUUAAUGGUUCUCUGCAGUUGCUUUUAAAUUAAAUUUGUAUACGCGUUUCAUGUAAGAUAUGUCGUUUUUUGGAUAAUACAGUUAACAAAUGUCAAAAACCAUUGAAAAAUUAAGUGAUCUGUUUAAUUACAUGAUAGAUAUUACUCUGAAUGUAAUUAAUAACAACAAAAAGUGUUGCAUGGCCUAUAACAUUGCUGCAAGAACAAAAGAAUAUUCUCUUGACAAAUUUGUUUUUAAACAAAACAUGUGGGUAUAGAUUCAUGAUACACAAAAAUGAAAGAAAUAAGUAUUUUACCACUGAAAAUACAAAGAAUUCAAAAAACCAAACGUGUAAAAUAUAUUUUACAUAUAAAUAGGCCGAUCAAUCGAUAAUGAUAUUAUUAUCAAUACUAUUAUUAUUCUUAUUGUUACUAUGACCAUCAUUAUCGCUAUUAUCAUUAGAAAUCUUAAUAAAUCAACGAAAAGCAAUUAUUUGAUAGUUGAGCGUACAUCGUAGGCAAUUUUAACGCAUAAUAAAGUAGAAAAUUGUGUUGCAAAAAACAAUCAUAGGAGAUGCACUUUUUUCAAUUUAGAAAAAUUUGAAGUCAUUUUCGUAUUUAAAAAUGUAACAAUUAUAAUAUCAUACUGUGACCUUGAAAUAACCUUCGACCUCAGAACAUGAAAUACAUACGUCUCAAAAUUAACUCUUCGUUGGAAACAAAUUAAAGUGUAAGAAUUAUGCGAUUAUUUAUAAUUGUAACUAAUCAAAUUUCUUACACUUUGCAAUAAAAAGCGAGAAAGGGUCAAUUCAAAAAUUAAUAUUAACAACGCCAAUGUUGGUUGUUCUUGCGUUUCCAUUUCUCGCCCAUUUUUCUGAAAGUGCCUAUGCUAUUCUAAAACUCUUUUCAAACGCCAUAUUUCGCUAAGUUUUCGGCACAAGUUUGUAUCGUCUCUGUAAAUUCGUCAAGCCUAGUGCACACAUGCAUAAUUUUGCCCGCAAAUAUACUAUGUUUACUUUAUUCAGAGUCUAACUACCGAUGGCAAUUUAUUUUAUAUAAAUUAUUAUCAGUACUUACGAAUGCUUGUGAAGUAAUUUAUAUGAGGUAAAUUAAAAUGAAUUAUUAGAUAAAUUGCUAUCAUUAUUUAAAUCCUGUUAACAUAGCUGCAAUGCUUGUAAUUCAUCUUAAUUUAUUUUAUAUAAAUGCUUUACAGGUUUGUAGAAAAACUGUUCAUUCUUUCAAAAUUAUUUAAAUAAAUGUUCUCUAACAGAUGUGUAGCGUAUUGUGUUGUUUUUGUGUGCGGGUAAAUAUUAAUGUACAGGUGUGAACUAGGCUUUAUAUAUCUGCCCUAAAAACGAAUUUAGAACUAAUUGAAAA